CGACGACGUUCAACGAUAAACGCGAAGUGCGAGGAGCAAUAUUAACGCGAUUAUUCAAGCAGGGAUCACUAGAUACCUGCAGCGGAUACCACUGCAAUCUACGGGCCGGUAUAUCCUACGUUGGAGUGCCACAGCUGAGCCCCAACCGGUCCUCGAGAGAGGGAUGGCUCGUUAAACAAGCUUUGCUUCUCGAUGCGCCUGGGAAUACUGGAUUUGUGAUACAGGUCAAAAUAUCACACAAUUUACGGAUGCUACGUCUAUCUAGCUAGGGAAGUGGGAGACAUCAAUACAUAUACCAAUAUAUAUCAUGGCGACCAAGCGAAAGGCGUCUGCCCUCCAGGCCACUGGCGGUGAUGAGCCCGUUGACCCUUCUGAUGAGCUCCUGUUCUACAAUCUGGGAGGUGGAAAUGAGGUCGGGAGGUCGUGUCAUAUCAUCCAAUACAAGGGGAAGACAGUUAUGCUUGAUGCUGGAAUGCACCCAGCCAAAGAAGGUUUCGCUGCCCUCCCCUUCUUCGACGAUUUCGACCUCAGCACUGUCGAUAUUCUUCUUAUAAGCCAUUUCCAUUUGGACCACUCAGCCAGUCUACCGUACGUCCUUAGCAAAACCAAUUUCAAAGGGCGGGUUUUUAUGACCCAUGCUACCAAAGCUAUUUACAAAUGGUUGAUCCAGGACAAUGUCCGGGUCAGCAAUACGUCGUCUUCCUCCGACCAGCGCACAACUCUCUACACCGAACAAGAUCAUCUUUCGACCUUAUCCCAAAUAGAGGCCAUUGAUUUUAACACCACCCAUACGAUCAAUAGCAUUCGCAUUACUCCAUUUCCCGCUGGUCAUGUCCUUGGCGCAGCAAUGUUCCUAAUAUCAAUCGCCGGUCUUAACAUUCUAUUUACGGGUGACUACUCUCGUGAAGAAGACCGCCAUCUUAUAUCCGCGGAAGCACCCAAGGGCAUCAAAAUUGAUGUCCUCAUCACGGAAUCCACAUUCGGUGUAUCUUCCAACCCACCUCGCUUGGAGCGAGAAGCAGCCCUCAUGAAAUCUAUCACCGGAGUUCUGAAUCGAGGAGGACGAGUUCUCAUGCCAGUUUUUGCCCUGGGACGAGCGCAGGAACUCCUAUUAAUUCUCGACGAAUACUGGAGUCGGCAUCCAGAGCUGCAGAAAAUUCCUAUCUACUAUAUCGGAAACAUCGCACGGAGAUGUAUGGUUGUCUAUCAGACAUACAUCGGAGCCAUGAACGAAAAUAUCAAACGUCUCUUCCGCCAGCGAAUGGCGGAGGCUGAAGCUUCCGGAGACAAGAGCGUAAGCGCCGGACCGUGGGAUUUCCGUUUCGUACGCAGUGUAAGGAGCAUUGAGCGCUUCGAUGAUGUUGGCGGCUGCGUCAUGCUUGCGUCUCCUGGUAUGCUGCAAACAGGCACCAGUCGGGAACUUCUAGAGCGGUGGGCACCAAGCGAACGUAACGGUGUUAUCAUGACGGGUUACAGUGUUGAGGGGACCAUGGGCAAACAGAUCCUAAAUGAGCCAGAGCAGAUUCCAGCGGUGAUGAGUGGUAGAAAUGCAGUUGGUCCAGCCAGGAGAAUGGCUGCUGGAGAUGAUGAGCAAAAAGUCAUGAUUCCGAGGCGAUGCACCGUGGACGAAAUCAGUUUUGCGGCCCACGUAGAUGGGAUGGAGAAUCGCGAAUUUAUUGAGGAAGUUGCUGCCCCUGUUGUGAUCCUUGUUCACGGCGAAAAAAACCAAAUGAUGCGCCUGAAAUCAAAAUUACUAAGUUUAAAUGCGGACAAAACCGUCAAGGUCAAAGUAUAUACACCAGCAAACUGCGAGGAAGUCCGAAUACCCUUCCAAGUCGACAAGGUGGCCAAAGUUGUUGGGCGUCUCGCAGAGAGCUCACCACCAUCCGACCAUAACGAGUCGCGAAUUAUGAAUGGGGUUCUUGUACAAAACGGAUUCAAGUUAUCCCUGAUGGCGCCGGAAGAUCUUAGAGAGUAUGCAGGGCUUGCUACCACGACCAUCACUUGUAAGCAGCUUAUUACGCUCAGCACAGCGAGUAUUGACUUGAUCCGAUGGGCGCUGGAGGGGACUUUUGGGUCUAUUGAGGAAAUCCGUCCCCAGCGCCAUAAGACUGAGGACGUAAAGACGAACGGUUUUGAAGAGGAGAGUGGGCUUGUGAAGAAAGAAGAGGAGGAAGAGGAAGCUGAUGAGGAGAUUCCGACAGAUGAAUCACUAGCAUAUCUGGUGAUGGGCUGCGUGACUAUCCGCUACACCCCACGGACGCGAGAGGUGGCGGUCGAGUGGGAAGGGAAUAUGAUGAACGAUGGGAUUGCCGAUGCGGUGAUGGCCGUGCUGCUGACAGUGGAGACAAGCCCAGCUUCUGUAAAACGCUCAAGCAAACAGCACCAGCAUCUACAUUCGCACGCCCCGCCCCUCAACUUACCAAACCCACAUUCCAACCUAACCGCAGAAGAACGCCUCGCGCGCCUCUGCAUGCUACUCGAAGCGCAAUUCGGCCCCAACAUUGCCCCGAUAGAAAAGCCAAAGAUAAAACACACCUCCUUUGCCCCCACCACUACCACCACUCCUCUUAAACACAACGGCACAUCAACAUCAGCAUCUACACUCCUAAAACCAGACACAGACACCACCAGCGCCGUCUCCACCCCGGCAGCCUCGGGCGGGACAAACGCCCCCGCCCCCUCCCCUUCUCCCUCCCCGGCCCCGGCCCCGGCCCCAACAACAACAGCACCCGAAGACGACCUCACGCCAGAAGACGUGCACGAGCUUGAAUGCGCCGAGCUCGAGCGGCUGCACAGCCUUGGCAUUCCGGUGCCGGGCCUGGAGAUCCGGGUCGACAAGCAUGUGGCGCGGGUGUGGCUGGAGACGCUGGAGGUGGAGUGCGGGUAUGCGGUGUUGAGGAUAAGUGGCGUUGAUGAUGCAUUUGUUGGUAUAAUGCUAUAG
This is a messenger RNA of Blastomyces dermatitidis ER-3, 2944 nucleotides long. RefSeq names its product endoribonuclease ysh1. Gene Ontology annotation, molecular function: 5'-3' exonuclease activity; RNA binding; RNA endonuclease activity. Gene Ontology annotation, biological process: mRNA 3'-end processing by stem-loop binding and cleavage. The record is from RefSeq and is a predicted model, not a curated record. The transcript has 5 exons. NCBI's taxonomy places the organism in Eukaryota, Fungi, Ascomycota, Eurotiomycetes, Onygenales, Ajellomycetaceae. Bases 308 to 2944 code for a protein of 878 amino acids. Gene Ontology annotation, cellular component: mRNA cleavage and polyadenylation specificity factor complex.